Camelina sativa (false flax) is the source of this 1859-nucleotide messenger RNA. RefSeq names its product organic cation/carnitine transporter 5. NCBI's taxonomy places the organism in Eukaryota, Viridiplantae, Streptophyta, Magnoliopsida, Brassicales, Brassicaceae. Gene Ontology annotation, biological process: transmembrane transport. Gene Ontology annotation, cellular component: membrane. Gene Ontology annotation, molecular function: transmembrane transporter activity. The record is from RefSeq and is a predicted model, not a curated record.
GACAAAAUAAAAUACAAAUCUCAAUCACUGAUCGAUCAUUAUAGAGAUCAGAUCUCUUGACCACACACUAAAUGCGAGAUGUUGGUUUUCAGAUUAUAUAUGAGUCAAGUACCACUAGUUUGAUUGUUUUAAUUUUUGAUGUAAUAAUUCUCACGACCUCAACAAGAUCGUUUAAAGUAAGCAACAAUGGCGGAUUCGUCAGCACCAUUGUUGACACACCUUGAAGAAGAUGAAGACACUUCGUCGCCUCUAACUUUCGGCAAGAUCCUCGAACAAAGCUUGUCUGAUUUCGGAUUCUCGCAGUUCUUACAGAUAGUUCUUGUUGGACUCGCCUUAACCUUCGAUUCCCACCAGAUAUUCAUCACCGUCUUCACAGAUGCAUAUCCUACGUGGCACUGUCUCGACCACACGAUCUGCAAUCCGGCAACUACCGAUAUCUGUAAGAUUCCCCGGUCAGCUUGGGAGUGGGACGACGGUGGUUUCAAGGGUAAAUCAGUCAUUUCAGAGUUCGAUCUCGAGUGCUCGAGCUCCCUUCUCAGAAGUCUACCUAGUUCAACUUUUUAUGUGGGUUCUAUAGUUGGAGGAAUCUUCUUGGCUAUGAUCCCAGACGGUACCUUGGGACGGAAGCAACUUCUUUUUUUCUCGACUUUCGCAAUGUCACUCACUGGAAUCUCGAUUUCUUUAUCCUCCAACAUAUGGAUCUACUCUUUCUUAAAGUUCGUGAUCGGAUUCGCCCGUUCCCAGACUGGUACAUACGCGUUAGUUCUGAUAAGUGAGCGAGUUUCCACUAAAUGGAGACCGCGAGCUACUAUGAUUCCUUUUACUCUGUUUGUGUUAGGGUUCAUGUCGCUAUCUGGAAUCGCUUACCUUGUCCGACACGAUUCCUGGAAAGUUCUCUAUCUAUGCACAUCCGUUCCUGCAGGAAUCCACAGUAUUGUCAUCUAUUUUUUUGCCCUAGAGUCGCCGCGCUGGCUCCAUUUGGAAGGGAAGAAUGAUGAAGCCAUUGAAGUGCUCAAAAGAAUUUCACCUGCAAAGAGAGGUUACUUGGAAUCCGCGUUUUCUAGGUUACCUCCAAAAGAAACAUUAGAACUAACUUCAAGCUCUUCUAUCAAGGACUUGUUCAUCAGGAAAUGGGCUUUUCGAAGAAUCGUACUUGUUAUGAUCAUAAUGUUUGGGUUGGGAAUGUCGUACUAUGGAGUUCCAUUAGCGGUUAGAGACAUAAAAGUGAACAUCUAUCUGAGCGAAGCCCUAAACGCAAUGGUGGAGUUACCGACGUUUGUUAUCACACCGAUCUUGCUAGAGAAAUUUAGCAGGAGAAGCUCUAUGCUUGUAAAUUGCUUAAUUGGAGGUGCAUCAGGAGUGCUAUGUUUCGUUAUGAGCCUUUUGGGGAGAACAAAAAUCGCAUUCGCUCUCGAACUCGGUUCUUUCUUUUGCGCUAGGAUUGGAUUCAAUUUAAUGGCGGUUUAUAUGGUUGAGCUAUUCCCUACAUGCGUGAGAAAUAGCGCAACAACGAUGCUUAGACAAGCGCUUGUGGUUGGAGGAGCUUGUUGUCCAAUCAUUGCUUCGGUUGGAAGAAAUCUUCCGUCACUAUCUUUUGCAGUUUUUGGAUUUACGAUGUCAGGUGUAGGGUUAUUCGUUUUGCUUCUUCCUGAGACCAAAGGGUCAAGUCUAUGUGAUACAAUGGAAGCACAAGAGCAGAGAGACCAAGCCUUGAAGAGUAGCCAUAGUUGCUGAAAACAGAGUUUCAGAAACCUAUAUAUUCUUUUACUCAAUUUCCAUAUAUAAUUGUCUCUGAACAGAACCAUUUAAUUCCGGUAAUACCGUUAAGCUCCGGUUAAUCAAGCCAUCUGUUAAAUUUU